Messenger RNA from Polyodon spathula (Mississippi paddlefish), 2806 nucleotides. Its product is annotated as ubinuclein-2-like. NCBI's taxonomy places the organism in Eukaryota, Metazoa, Chordata, Actinopteri, Acipenseriformes, Polyodontidae. The transcript has 12 exons. Gene Ontology annotation, cellular component: nucleus. The record is from RefSeq and is a predicted model, not a curated record. The coding region runs from base 10 to 2625 and encodes 871 amino acids.
ACCCAGGUGAUGAGACUGACCCCUCCCCCUCCCCUGCCUGACGGACUGCCGGCUUCCCUGAGGAGGAGGAUUGGAGACCUGAGAGAGGCCUCUCGGCAGUUUGACGAGGAGGGAAGGAAGAAAUUCUUCACACUGGACAUGAACAACAUCCUUCUGGAUAUCGAGCUGCAGGUGCAGGAGCAGCCGCCCCACGUCCGAGCCGCUGUUUACUGCCACCUGGAGGCCUUUGUACCAUGCAACAAGGACAUGCUGCUGAAGAGAGUGAGGAAACUGAACUUGAACGUGCAGGAUGACCGUUUGCGCGCUCCUCUCCUCAAGCUCAAGCUGGCGGUCAGUAACGUGAUGCCUGAGCAGCUCUCCCGUUACCGUGACGACUGCCUUGCCCACAACCAGGCCAAGGUGGCCAAAGUAGCCAAGCUGCAAUCUGAGGAGGAUCGCGAGCGGAACGGCUCAGAGGAUGAAGACGACGAGAAGCCGGGAAAGAGAGUGAUGGGACCGCGCAAGAAAUUCCACUGGGACGAGAACAUCCGGGCUUUGCUGUGUAAUCUGGUGCAGAUUAAGCUGGGCUGCUAUGAGCUGGAGCCGAACAAGACCAUGACUGCUGAGGAUUAUCUGAAAAGCUUCAUGGAGAGCGAGGUGAAGCCGCUGUGGCCCAAAGGCUGGAUGCAGGCCAGGAUGCUGUUCAAGGAGAGUCGCUCGGUGCACAGCCGCGUCACUGGAAACUUACUCAAGAAGAAAAUUGUACCGACGCCAAAGAUCAAAAUCAGGGAUUCAAGUUCUAAGGAUGGCCGCUCUCUCCCCUCCCUCUCUGUUUUGGGGUCGGUGUCUCCACGCACACCUGCCUCCGCAGUGGGGACCCCGGCCCCCCAGUCUGCCCCUCACGGCCCCUCCACUAGCACCCCUCUGCCCCCUCCCCGGUACGAGACGAUCUGUCUGGACGACUCCCUGGAUGAGGACCUGUCCCCUUCUCUGGACUCUAUCUCUGAGGCGCUGGCUGUGCUGAGCAACGCUGCCCGAGGGCUGGUCUCCAACGCCAGCCCCCCCCCCCCUCCCCUCUCCUCCUCUCCCUCCUCCUCCCCCUCCUCCUCCUCCUCCUCCAGGGAGGACAAGUCUGCCAUGGGACCCCCGAGCAAGCCGGCCACCGCCCUCCCCCCCAAACCCAACCCUGCCCCCAAACUUCAUCCUAACCCCAAUCAAAAUCCCAAACUGAAUAUUUUAGCAGGUCUGUCUGCACCUCUGCAGAACCCGAAGCCGAGGUCCAGCCUAGCGCCCCCCAGCUCCCAGCCAGGGAAACAGCAGCCGCACAGCCCUGUCCUGAAACACUCACUCUCCUCCACUGCGCCCCCCGUCUCCCCGGUGGUCAAACUGCACUCCAGCCCUGGCAGCCCCUCCCUCCCGCAACCCCCCAGUCAGCUUCUGCACGGCUGCAAGCAGGGGGGCCAGGCAGGGAAGCAGCAGCGCUCUCACUGCAGCCCCGCCCCCCACUCCAAGCUGCAGGUGGCGCCCCCUGCCUCCCAGCCGAUGAAAUUGCACCCAGCCCACUCGCACUCCGUCAAUCUCCAGGCCUCGGCUUCACCCCCUGUCUCCGGAAAACUGCAACUGCAGAGCUCUCGUUCCCUUCAGCAGCCCAAGAGCAGCGCCCCCCCCCGCCCGCACCCCCCAGGGGUGCUCCAGACUCCCAGCUUUGUGACCUCCAUGCAGGCGACGCUCAGCAAGUCCUCGCUGAACCCCAUCGUGAAGCUGAGCAGCGCCCUGCCCUCCGCGGGCCCCUCCCGGGCCCCCCCUACCCCCAGCAGCAGCAGCAGCGCUGUGAAUAUUAAUAACGUCACGCCUGAGAGAGCCACCCCCCCCAGCUCCUCCCCCAGCCCGUCCCCCUCUCUCCCAGUGCAGGCCCGCGCUGUCUCCAGCAGCUCCUCCCUCCCGCCUGGGAGCUACAAGCCCCCGGCAGGGGGUCCUGGGGGUGCAUUUCGACCCCCGUACACCAGCUCGGGACCCUCCUCUGCUUACUCACCCUCCCUCCAGAUCAGAGCUCACUCCGGGCCCAGCGGGACCAGUCCCAGCAGCACAGUCAGGGGCGGGACUCCAGUCUCCCAGUCUCCUGGUUCAAACCCCUCCCCCUCCCCCGCCUCCACCUCUUCAGCAGCCAAUCAGAGGAGGUCCUGCCCCUCCCCCGCCAUCCCGCAGAGGGCGGGGCUCGCGGGGUCCAAGCCAGUGGCAGGCCGCUCCACGCCGGCCGUGAUGACGUCAUCGACGGUCCUGCAGCAGGCUGCGAUAACGCAGGUCACCUCGGGGGCGGGUGUGCUGGGCAGCUCCCCCCCGCUCUCCCUGAUGACCUCACCGCUGGCCGUGUCCAAUCCGGCGGGCUCGCUCAGCCCGUUCGGAAUGCUGGGGGGCCUGGUUCCGGUGUCGCUGCCCUUCCAGUUCCCUCUGGAGCUGCUCGGAUUCAACUCCUCCGACAGCUCAGGGGUGUCGGCGGGGAGCACAGCCUUCCCACACAAUCUCUCUCUAGAUCUCUUAAAAGGGUUGCAGGCGGGCUCCCAGCAUGCACUACCUGCACACUUGCAGCACGCUUUCUCAGACGCAAACCAAAGCCAAGGAAAUGAUGUGAAAAGGAAAUCCCACUGACCAAUCAGCAAGCUGAGACUGUUGAAAGAGCCCUACCCCUGAACAAGUCUGAAACUAACCAGGAACCUGGAAAUAAGAGAACGGGGGAGGGGCAGGGCAUUUUGGACGGCGGUCAUGUGACUGUUAUUGUUAUUAUUAUUAUUAUUAUUAUUAUUAUUAUUAUUAUUAUUAGUGUCCCUGG